Molecule: messenger RNA, 1033 nt
Organism: Thrips palmi
Lineage: Eukaryota; Metazoa; Arthropoda; Insecta; Thysanoptera; Thripidae
Exons: 6
Coding region: 1-735 (244 amino acids)
Source: RefSeq, a predicted model, not a curated record
AUGUCGCACCAGAUCAAAAUGUCCCAUCAGAGGGUAGUGGGUAGUAUCACCGCAGAGCAGAGUUGGUCAAGGUCUGGAGAUACGCUAAUUAUCGAAACUGAAGACUUACUCACUCUUGAGAACUUGCCACCUGGAAAUAGUGGAUCUAGUGAGACAAUAUGUCAUGGAAAUGUGACAAAUGCAGAAACAAUUUUUGAAGGUCACGCUGCAGAGUUCAAUCUCGCAUCAAAAGAGAUUGUUGCACCCCAAAAUAGUCAAGUCCAGAGUUAUCUCUCAGCAGUGCUGAGCCACACAAGGCCUGGAGAUACCCUACUUAUUGAUGCUGAAGACUUCACCACUCUGGAGAACUUAUCAGCGGAUUACAAUUCUGCAGACAGAGAUACUAAUGAUGGUGACCUGGUUGUGCUCUCUGAUACUGAGGAAUCCUUUGUUUUACAAGAAGUUAAACAGGAAUUGUCAGAGAUCAAUAACAACAGUUGGUCGGGCAACGGUGGAUCUAUUAAGUCAAUGUCUUCUGAAAAUGAAUGUCCCUCACUCACAUCUACUCCUGCUGAAACAAUUGUCCGGAGGGGACUGUUUCCUCUCAGUGCUCAAGCAGAUUACAAUUCUUCAGACAGGGAUACAAAUGAUGGUGACCUGGUUGUGCUCUCUGAUACUGAGGAAUCCUUUGUUUUACAAGAAGAAGUACAGGCAUUGUCAGAGAUCAAUAACAACAGUUGGUCGGGUGUGUUGUAAUGCAUUCAUGACAAUUUUGCUAUUCAUAAAGUAAUGCUAUUGCUAUGAACAUUUGUUGUAUUCCCAUACUUGAUUACAGAUCCAUUGUUUGAAGAUUUCAGUAAAGGAGGUGAAUCUGAUGUGAUUGUGCUAUCUGAUUCUGAGGAAACAUUUAUUACCCCAGAAAUAAAGCAGGAAAAGUCUAAUGAUGAUUGCUUAGGUAUGUUGUACUAUACAUUUUUGCCAGUUGAUUGGUGAAAUUUCGGUUGACUCACCAGCAUUUCUUUUGAUUAUGCAGAUUCUGAUGUUGGUGGUUCGA